AUGGCUGAAGAAAUUGAAGAUUUUGCUCAUGAAUAUGACUUUGAUUCAAAAACGCCGGGAAAUGGAUACCGAAGUUUUAUUUACACCUACACAUGUGUCCUAAAUUGCACUAAAAAAAUGAUGAAAAGAAUUUCUGAUAGCAAAAGUAAAUUUUUCGCCGAUAAGGAAGAAGAUUCAAAGGAAGUCUAUGUUUGUAGUCAAAUGAUUCAAAGUUUAUUCCAUAUUGCCAUGGGCUUAAAGGAGAUGCACCAAGCAGCUGAGAAGGGAUUUCUCUACGGUCGCAGCUGUCACCACGACAACAUCAUCACGCGAUCAGCAAGAUUUAUCAAUCACGAAUGUUUCCUUGGUCGUUCUAUUGGCUUUCAGUAUCUUGAUUCAAUAAAAUUCCCAGUGAAAGUGCUUGCGUGCAUGAUUGCAUGUCAUUCAGUAUAUUACUUCACAAAAGAAAAACACCCAAUGAAAGUAAUUCAGUCACUAAAUAGGUGUAAAUAUUACAUGUCAAACCCCGAUGCCUGUGCUCGAAGAUUAUUUGAGGUCAAUAAACAUGCUGAAAUUAACUUUUUGGUGAGUUUUCUGAAUUUUAGUAGCUGCUGGCCAAUGAAAUGUUUGAUUGAUAUUAUGGGAGCUCAUUUAUCGAUCAACAGAGAGUUCACUAUCCCAACAAAUGAACUUGAAAUCUACAGUGAAAAGCUUCAAAAGAAAGUCUCGAUUCCAAUUCCAUCAAGUCACGCUGCUGUUUCUCCAAUUUUAUGUCGUCUUUUAAGCGCAAAAAAGCGACAUGGAAUGGUCACUGAUAAUGGCGAAUUGCGUGGGUGGAAAUACGAGUGCCAAUCAAAAUAUUUGAUCUUCCAUGUACAUGGUGGUGGAUGGAUCUCCCAAAGCUCAAAAACACAUGAAGUUUAUCUCCGAGAAUGGGCAAUAAAAUUGGAUGUUCCAAUCUUAUCAAUUGAUUAUACGUUAGCUCAAGUUGCUCCUUUUCCUCGUGCGAUUGAAGAAAUCGUAUAUGCGUACUGUUGGACAUUAAAAAAUUCACGAAAACUUGGAUCAACUGGAGAAAACAUUGUGUUUGUUGGCGAUUCAGCUGGCGCUAAUUUACUAACCGCUUGUCUUAUUAGAUGUAUUGAAAUGGGAGUUCCUACACCAAAAGGAAUGUUUAAUGCAUACAGCAUUUAUUUGAUUAAUCUUGUCGAAACACCAGCAAGGUUUAUGGGAUUCACUGAUGCCUUUCUUCCUUUUGGACUAACUUUAAAAAUUUUCAACUUAUAUGGCAAUGCAAGAAAAUUAAAUGGUCCAAAUUGUUGUGGAGAAAAUUUAUCACCACUACAUUACUGUACGAAGGAAGAAUAUUUUGAUGCAAAUCUAAUGUUUGAAAUACCAAGAGAUUAUUUGCUUUCACCCUAUUGGGCGCCCGACGAAAUUCUCGCUCAAUUUCCACCAACAAAAAUUUUGUCAAUGAUUACAGAUCCAUGUAUUGACGACUGUGUGGAUUUCGCAAAGAAGCUGAGGGGUUUGAAAGUUAACGUACAAAUUGAUAUUCUAGGACCUCUAAUCCAUGGAUUUUUAAAUUUUGUCAAUUUUUCGGAAGAUUGUCACGAAGCUUCACUAAAAUGCAUGCAACACGUCGCGGAACUUCUUGGAUUAAACGUAAAAGAUACAAUUGACACAAAAAAAUAA
This is a messenger RNA of Clunio marinus, 1674 nucleotides long. Lineage: Eukaryota; Metazoa; Arthropoda; Insecta; Diptera; Chironomidae. The record is from the annotation of a GenBank genome assembly.